Messenger RNA from Rotaria socialis, 581 nucleotides. The record is from the annotation of a GenBank genome assembly. Lineage: Eukaryota; Metazoa; Rotifera; Eurotatoria; Philodinida; Philodinidae.
AUGCAUACCGCGCAAGAAAAGGACAACGCUGUUCUGAUUGAUAGUCCUUGUAUGCCUGCUUCGCAACCAUUGUCAUUGACUGACGAUCCUGAAAUAAGACGAACUCUGAAAAUUCUUCUAAUUUUACUUAGUGGCAUUCUCGUCCUGGCUGUACUUGCUACAGUUGGUUCGGUUGCUGGCAAUGGAGUUACGAAUAAUUCCGAAUACUCGUCACGCGGUGUUGAAAUUAGUCGAUCUCUUAUUCCAGUUGUUUUUCUCAGCUUUGUAUAUUUGGUCGCUCAUCGAUACUCUAAAAUAGCCUUACUAGUGGUAUGUAUCAACUGUGGUGUGUUUUUUAGUUUGUAAAUAACAUCACUUUUGGGAAAUUCUCUUGACAAACUAAAUAUAGUCAAGGGCAAAAUCUUUUUCAGGAAGAAGUACGAUGUACAAGUAGUUAAUUACAAAAUCUAUGUUGUAUUUCUUUCCUAAUUGCAUCUGAAGUAAAUAUUUUCUUCAUAAAUAUCCAGAUUUACCGAAAACGAAUCCGAAUUGAAAUACCCAGGUCAAUGAUUCCGGAGGACGGAUACUGUAGGAACUGGCCG